UUGAGAUGUGCUGUAGUGCAGACUGCAGAGUAAUUGUAUGCCACCUCAUCAAAUGUGUGUUCUUUGCCAGCAACAAGAAGCCUCAUUUCGUUGUAAUGACUGCAGUGCUUUUGCAUACUACUGUUCUUCAUGCCUUCAAAAUGUUCAUGAUACUACAUGUGUACUACAUACUCCUGAAGAGUGGAAGGAUGGUACAUUUUCCCCCGUUAAUUGUGUGACAUCACUAGAUAUACGUCAUUUGUCGUGUUGUUCUACAAAGAAAGAAACACCUAUAUGUGUGUUGGAUGCAAAUGGGCUGGAGCAUCAGGUAUCUUUAAUACAUUGUACUUGUGAAAGUUUGGUAGUGUCUAUGGCAAGAGUCAGACUGUGGCCAUCUUCUCCUGUGCAGCCAAAAUUUGCUUAUACUUUUGAAUUACUGGACUGGUUUGAAGCCUUGCUACUAGAAUGUCAAGUAGCCUUAAAGGAUUUGUGCUCUGCUUUGUAUUUUAGAUGUCCACACAUUUCUAAAAGAAGAGAGGUAUAUGGUUUUCUUAUUGAUUCAUUUGAAGAAUACAGAUACAUGAAACAUGAAUUAAGGACACUAUCUUUUCUUGAUCAGUUAGACAGUGGCAAUGUUUGCCCUGCCUGUCCUAAGGAUGGUGGUUCCAAAAUUGUAUCGUUGGAUGCCAUUUUUGGCUUACCUAGGAGAAAAAAUGCUGGCAUUAGCUUCAAUGACUCAUUGCAUGGUAAUCUCUUUUUUGCCUGUCAGUCUGAAGUUGAUGAAUUUGUUACAAAUAAUUCGAUUGGCAGUGAAAAUAAUGUAGAAGAAUGUAGUAAUUUCAAGGCAGGUUCAAUGUUAAGAUCUGCAUCACGUUACCAUGCACUGGAUGAAACUGGUGUUUUUGGUGCUGGUUGCAGACAUGAGUUUCCCAUAUACUUUUGCAGUCUAAAACAUGGUGAAAGAUAUGCAUAUUCCAUUUGGAUCAUGGAAAACUUAAUUGGGCAUUCUACGUCUGAACAUCACUUUAUUUAUGAUAUAGCUUGUAAUUUAAGUAGGCAUUUAAAGAAGUGUGGAAGAGAAGACCUUUUAAAGAAUAUUGCAUCAUUGUCAGUGCCUUCCUUUCAUUCAUAUGGCCACACUGCUUCAUGUCAAGUCGAUUUUAGCCCAGUACGAACAGAAGGUAUUGGUUUGUCAGAUGGAGAAGUUAUGGAACGAUUGUGGUCUUUUUUAAGACGCUUUUGUAGGAUGACAAAGGAGAUGAGGCCUUCCCAUCGUAUUAAUGUAUUGACUGAUGCAUUGCUUUUUUACUCUAAUAAACGAACAGAAAAACUUAGUAAACUUUUAGUUUCAAGAUGGUCUAGGGCCCAAAGUACACAUGCAAUUGCUCACCAGAAUUUAGAAGAACUAAAGGCUUCUUUGAAUGCUACUGAAGGUGACAUUUUAAAAUUCAUUGAAGAAGAACGAAGUCUUGUCUUGUGCAAAUCAUCAGACGGUACAAAGGAAUCAAUAAAAUCAAUAUUUGCAAGAAGGAAAUUUUUGUUAGAACUUAAAGGAAAGUAUGCAGAUGGUCAGAAAAUUGCUAAAAAGUUAUCCGCCCAGAUAAAAAAGGAAACAUUGUCACUGAAACGUUUACUAGAAAAGCAUAAAUUAUAUAAGUAUGAAGACAUUAUAAAUCCAAAUUCUGAUUUUUGGGAACCGGUUGAUGUCAUGAAUGUAAGUGCUGAAGUAUAUAAGAUGAGAAGGAGUGCAAUUCAUAAUUAUUUGCUACUUCAACGUAGUGAGGAAGAACUAGAGCUACUUAAACAGGACAUGCUUAAUACUUUACAAUACUUCAAGCACAAGCUCGAGCUCAUUAAAGAAAAUCAAGUCACAAUUAUGAGUGAACCCCAGACCUUGUAUAAUAGUGGCCUUAGUUGCCUUUUGUUAAAAUAUGAACACAAAAUUUUGCUACUGUACAACAAAUCAAAGGAAGCAUUUGCACCAAUAGUUCCUGCGUUACCUUUUUUUGAAUCAGCAUUGAAUAUACAAGUUGAUACAGAUAGUGAUGACACUGACGAUGAAUUUGAUGGGUCAGAGUUUGAAACUGAUAGUGAAUCAGAGUACAUUCUUCAGUUUAACUGUAAUUAA
Molecule: messenger RNA, 2107 nt
Organism: Amphimedon queenslandica
Lineage: Eukaryota; Metazoa; Porifera; Demospongiae; Haplosclerida; Niphatidae
Exons: 13
Coding region: 38-2107 (689 amino acids)
Source: RefSeq, a predicted model, not a curated record